AUGGCUUCCGCUCUUCGAUCCACUGGUGUGUCCGAGACGGACAGAAUAGCCUUCUCAGAGUACCUUCGGGGCUCAAAAAAUGUCAUGGCUUUGCUCGGAGCUGGCCUCUCUGCGGCGUCAGGGUUGCCCACUUUUCGAGGAGCUGGCGGCCUCUGGCGGUCCCAUUACGCGACAUCAUUAGCAACCCCGGAGGCAUUUCAGUCAAAACCGGCCCUCGUUUGGCAAUUCUACAGCUACAGGCGCCAUAUGGCACUGAAAACACAACCCAAUAAGGCGCAUUUCGCUCUUGCGGCGUUGGCAAAGAGGAAUCCGAACUUCAUUACCUUGAGUCAGAAUGUGGACGGCCUCUCUCCCCGCGCCAACCAUCCGGCAUCUCAACUCCAUCUUCUUCAUGGCUCACUCUUCCAAGUAAAAUGCAGCUCAUCACUCUGCAAGUAUGUCGCAGAGGACUACAAUGACCCCAUUGUGCCAGCGCUAGCAAUCCCCAAGGCUGCACCGCAACCUGUCCCCUCCGCAACAAACAAGACCGGCGAGGAAGCUACAAAGAAUCUGUUCAGCGCCGUGGAAUGGAAAGGCGAUCUAGCCCCGCAGCGUCAGCAGCAGCAGCAGCAACAACAGAAUCAACGGCCCAUUCCCUCAGCAUCGAAGGUAGAGGGGGCAGAGCUCGACAUCUCUGACGCAAACGUACCUAUCCCUAGCAUUAGUGGCGCAGACCUCCCGAAGUGCCCGAAGUGCAAAAACCGGCUGCUGCGACCGGGCGUUGUAUGGUUUGGUGAAUCACUGCCACGGCAGACAAUCAACGCUGUUGAUGAUUGGAUAGAUCAUGCUGAUAAGAUUGAUCUUAUUCUUGUCAUUGGGACGAGUGCUCAGGUUUUCCCCGCUGCGGGGUAUGUGGAGAUGGCACGCGAGAAGGGGGCGCGUGUGGCGGUUAUCAAUAUGGAUACCAACGACGAACCCCCUGGGGGAAUGCUGCCUGGAGAUUGGUUUUUCCAAGGCGAUGCCAGCGUGAUUAUCCCGGAGCUUUUGAGAGAUGCGAUUGGGGAGGUUUAG
Paracoccidioides lutzii Pb01 is the source of this 1050-nucleotide messenger RNA. RefSeq lists its product as hypothetical. Gene Ontology annotation, molecular function: NAD+ binding. The transcript has 2 exons. Bases 1 to 1050 code for a protein of 349 amino acids. The record is from RefSeq and is a predicted model, not a curated record.